AUGGCGUCCUCCGGCCCCCGCAACGCUCUCUCCAAAACCACAGCCGCCGCCACGACGGCCGCGCGCACGACGGCCCACGCAGCGACGGGCACCGCGCACGCCGCGGCGCGCGCACUCGCCCUCGCGCCCACCGUCGCCCUCAACGCCGCCCUCUCGCCGUCGCUGACCGGCCUACUGCUGCUCGUCCUGACGACGCGCGGCGGGCCGUCUUUCGUCCGCGACGCCCGCGCGCGCCUCGAGCGCCUGCUCAGCGGGAGCGGCGGCAGUGGCGGCUUGCGGACGGCGGUGGAAGCUAGGCGCCGCUUGGACAGGGCGACGGACGUGCUGAAGGUGCUGUUCGCGGUCGGCCUCGCGCGGGUGCUGAAUGCGGUGUUGAAUCGGUGGGCGAUGCAGCAGUGGCGGUGGAAAAGGCCCGCGGUAGGGCUGGGUGGUGGCGCGGGGAGGGUGGCUGCGCGGGAGAAGAAUAGUCCCGGGUUGUUGUGGGACUUUGAUGGGAAGAGGGGGGUUGGGGAGGUGGUGGUCGUGACGGGUGGCUGUGGGGGGAUCGGGAAGGAGAUCGUGAUGGGGUUGGUGGAGGGGGAGAAGGGGGGUGGGCGCGGAGUGGAGGGCGUGAAGGUCGUGGUGCUGGAUGUGGUUGACUUGCCGCCGGAGCUUGAGGGCCGCGCUAAUGUCGUCUUUUACGGCUGCGACUUGACAUCGUCGUCGUCCAUCCAUGAGACAGCCGCCAUGGUCCGCGCUGAUUGCGGUAACCCGACUGUGCUCAUCAACAAUGCGGGUGUUGCUCAGCAGCACGCAAUCCUCGAGGGAAGCGAUGAGUACGACGAGCAGCUCUUCCGCGUGAAUGUGCUCAGUCACUUCACUCUCAUCCGGGAGUUCCUUCCGGGCAUGCUUGCCCAGAAGAAGGGCCACAUUUUCACUGUCGCCAGCUUGUCGAGCUUCUUCACCCCUUCCGGCAUCGUCAACUACGCUGCCAGCAAGGCCGCGGUCUUGUCUUUGCACGAAGGUCUCAACGUCGAGCUUCGUCACCGCUACGGCCCUGCCGGCAAGCACAUCAUCACAUCGAUUAUCCAUCCGACGUGGACCCAGACGCCCCUCAUGGACUCAUGGAUCGCCAGUCUGAAGAAGAGCCGCACCUUGAUCCGCGAGCCCGCCGAGGUUGCGAAAAAGAUCGUGCGCCAGGUGCUCCGCGCCGAACCGGCGCAGGUGUUUGUGCCGGAGAGCGGUGCCCUAUUUUCCAGCUUCAGGGGCUGGCCGACUUGGAUUCAGGAGUUACUUAGGGAUGGUGCUGAUAAGAAGACGCGGCCGCUUGGCGAUUACGACAAUUCGAAGGGGAAAGGCCGGGCCAGUGACGUCGGGUAUGGCGUUGGUGAGGAUAGAGAAGCGUUUGGAAAUUCGAGGAGCUAUGAUAUCGUGGAGGAGUAA
Molecule: messenger RNA, 1422 nt
Organism: Lasiodiplodia theobromae
Lineage: Eukaryota; Fungi; Ascomycota; Dothideomycetes; Botryosphaeriales; Botryosphaeriaceae
Product: Short-chain dehydrogenase/reductase SDR
Exons: 3
Coding region: 1-1422 (473 amino acids)
Molecular function (GO): oxidoreductase activity, acting on the CH-OH group of donors, NAD or NADP as acceptor
Source: RefSeq, a predicted model, not a curated record